GCCUGCUUGCAGAGCACGCCGCCGCAAUCACACGCCUCGAGCGCCGCCGAAAGCUACAGAUGGAGACCGUCAUCGGCAACCUCCACACACCGCCGCCCUGCCCCAUGGAUGAGGCCACUGCCACUGACCUGGCACGCCUCAUCCGCCUUGAGGAGGAGCUCCACCCCAGAGAGAUGGCCUGCCUGCUACAUGCAGCCCUCCACGGCCUCGACGCCCACCCUUUCACGCUAACGGCGAACUGCGGGACGCGGGCCACCACCCUUGUCUGCCCAACGUGCAGGGUGGUCGACUUGGCCAUCCCGCAAACCGCCUCUCUCAAGAGAACACUACACCGCCACGCCCGCUGCCACGCCGCAACCCAUGUCCUCAGCCCUCUUCAGGGGCGGAGCUGGUACGCCCGGCUCGUUUUCGCCCCUGAAGAGCAGGGCCUGGAAACAACGACGGACGCGCUAAAAAAAGCGCAAUAAGGGGGCCGAGAAGCUGCCCCCGCCAGCCUGCAGCCCGCACAUCACCCUGCCCUCAGCACGUCUCGUCAACAAAGCGCUGAGUGAGAAGAAACAGAACAGCUCUCCAACGCAAGCCCACCGGGCCUGCACAAGCCCGCCAGUCCUGACCUGUCGUCCCAACGCCACGCACGCACCAUGUUCGCCUGCGACGACUGCGAGCGGCAGUUCGCACACGCCCGCUCGCUCCAACGCCACCGCCGUGUGGACCACCAUGCACCUGCUCACCGUUGUGAGCAGUGCAAGAGGGCCUACCGCUACGGAUGGCAGAAACAGCAGUAUCUCCGCUCCGCCCACGAGCUGAGCGGCUCACACCGCUACCCCUGCUCGGCCCCGGGCUGCAUCUACCGGAGUACUACGAGAUCUAACUUAACGCGGCACUGGCGGACCUGCCACAGUGCCAUCGCCAAGGAACUCGCCGACGGGUACACCUCCCAACCUGCCCACCGACCUACCAAACCUGACAACCAGACCGACGACCCCCGCAAGGAGGCCGUCCGGGAGGCCCUCAAGACCUUCCUGACUAACGCGAUCGCUGCGGCCAUCACCCUGGCCCGCAGCGAAGCCCGACCAGUGACAGUAGACGACAUCCGUGCGGCGCUCUAGCCAGCGUCGCACGUCGACAAACAAAA
This is a messenger RNA of Thrips palmi, 1135 nucleotides long. Its product is annotated as zinc finger protein 648-like. The transcript has a single exon. NCBI's taxonomy places the organism in Eukaryota, Metazoa, Arthropoda, Insecta, Thysanoptera, Thripidae. The coding region runs from base 642 to 1109 and encodes 155 amino acids. The record is from RefSeq and is a predicted model, not a curated record.